CGGAGGGAGCUCCGUUCACGGCGGUUCUGAAAUUCGCAGCAGAGGAGUUCAAGGUUCCUCCCCAAACCAGCGCCAUCAUCACCAAUGGAAACGUGUUCCUGAAGCAUGGAUCUGAACUAAGACUCAUCCCACGUGAUAGAGUUGGAGCUGCGUUUUGUUAUUGAUCCAAUGAAUCUUGUAAACCAAUGAGUGAAACACAGUACCAGAAACAUAUUAAAAACUUUUGACAUAUUGAAAUGGUUAUUGUACAACUUCGAAUAAAAUAUGUGUUCUUCACAUCCUUUUUUAGACAAGCAAGGGAACUGGAUCUGGUUUAAAGUUAUAUCGCUGGGUCUAAUUCAUGGUUAUGUGUUACAUUUAUAUCAUCUAUGUGCAGCACUACACAAAGCUCGAGCAUCUCUUUGAAUGCUUACUUACUCAUUUGGCUAGCGAUUUAUUUUUGUCUAGUCCGUAACGCUGUUAUAUCCGGUAGUACACUCUAGCCAACAUUAUAGGAUCCUUGUCGGGCUGAUUAAUUAUUAUAGUCGAUAAUGCUAAAGGCUCAAGGUAGGCUCCAACAAAGCCACGUCGAUUUUUUCCUUUCUAGGGAAUAAAAAGCUCAAUAUUUUCGUUUAUCAGUGUAGGCCCAACGGGCCUAAACUAUAAUCAACUGACAGGAGAAAAAAAAAAGUGAAGCAGCGAUAAGAAUUCGAGUAGAAAUCACUUUGUAUCUAAUCUGAAGAGAAAUUCAUCUUUGUUACUAUAAAUAGAAACUUCAGACAUUUGACCUAAAUGCAAAUUAUCUUCCAUUUUUAAAAACGUUCCGUGCGUCCCACGCAAACCUCGCAUCUUCUCCAAAUUUCUCUCCCCUCUCUUCUUACAACCACCAGAUAAAAUCUUAACCUAACUUCUCCGAUCGUCCCCUAACAAUGUCUUCUCCACUCGCCGCAAAAUCCAACCCAACGACUCGCUCCAUUUCGUUAAACAUCCCACACUCAGCUCGUCCCAACCGCCACCAAGAUCUCCGGUACAGCCUCUCCGCUGGUCCUCGUACGAACGAAGAUCGUCCGCAGUCUGGAAACGGCGUUGCCGGAAUCCUCUACAAAUGGAUAAACUACGGCCAAGGAUGGAAACGGCGGUGGUUUGUUCUCCAGGACGGUGUGUUGUCGUAUUACAGAAUCCACGGUCCGGAUAAGAUCUCUCUCUCCGUGGAAAUGGAUCGGAGAUCGAAGCUGAUCGGCGGCGAAUCCUUGCGGUUCAUAUGCCGUCAUAGCAAACGUGGUGAUGUGCAUAGUCCUGGCAAACCGCUCGGUCAAAUUCACCUCAAGGUCUCAUCAAUCGGACAAGGCAUAUCAGACAGCAAGAGAUUCACUGUAUUUACUGGUACAAAGAGACUGCAUUUACGAGCAGCAUCAAGUGAAGAUCGUACAGCUUGGAUCGAAGCUUUGCAUGCUGUUAAAGAAACGUUUCCAAGAAUGUCUAACGAAGAGUUAAUGGCAACGACAACUAACGUAUCAAUCUCGACCGAUAAGCUAAGACAAAGAUUAAUGAAAGAAGAAGUUGACGAGACAAUCAUCAAAGAUUGCGAAGAUAUAAUGAAAAACAACUUCAUCGCAUUGCAUAAUGAGGUCAUGACGCUUAAACAGUAUCAGUGUCAUCUUGUGGAUACUCUCAAGAACGUUAAUAGUGUACCAGAGCUCGAGUAACAGUUUUGUAUGAGUUAUCUAUCUCGUCGUUUUAAUUUAUCAUCAGUGAUGUUUAAAGUUGUUCUUUUCAUAGAAAUAAAAUUUGCAUAAGGUGAGAUCAUUUACUUUAUAAUAUUAUUAGAGCAUGUUUAUCCCUAUCACCCCUAAUGGGUUUUUCAAUGACUUUUUAAUUAAUAAAAAUAACCUAAAAACUUUAGUUAAGAAACUCUCAUUUUGAGUGGUCCAAUGGGAAUUUCUUAACUAAAGGUUCUUAAAAAAAAUGAAACUUUCUUCAAUCCAAAUGAGAAGUACUACACACAUAAAAGUCAUCAAUAGAUAGGAUCUCUAAAACUUGAACCAACAAAUCAAACAAAAAGCUAGUCCAAAACUACCUAGUUGACUACUAAAAGGUAAUGCAAACAAGGAUCAUCUAUAUCGACAACCAAACAAUGACAUAUUUAUAUUCAAUUGUGAAGAAAGGAAAGAAGAUAAAGAACUCUCACUUCACUAGCCAUUGACAUUGUCCCAAAUGCGUUGAAUGGAAGCAUCACCUGAGCCUUGUACAGACCCAAUUCCUGUCCAACCAAAUCAACAAAUGUUAAAGAGUAAGUACACAUUUAACUAUAAGUUCAAAAGAUGAACAACCAGAGCUACCAGUGAGAGAAACCAUUGAGAGUUUAAACCCCCAGUUUCAAUCUAUUUCUUUGUCUUUUUAACUCUUAGCCUUUCAAGGCACUUUCACAAAGUACUUAUUAACCCAUGCACACAAGCAAGUUGUAGUAAAAGGUUUAAGAAUAAACAAUACCGUGAAACACAUCAAAAAUAGCAUAUUGCAUUUAUAUCUAUUGAAGAGCUCUUCCAAGCGCCUCAUAUCACCAUUGCUUUUAGGCUGUGGCUGACUGUAAAACACAUCAAAAGCUGGUUCGAUCUGCCAAUCACUGGAGCUGACUCAAACAACUAUUCUACCAUUGAAAGACGAAUACUUUCAGGUACAUAAACUAUAAGUGGGCAAAUACAAUCAUGAUCAUGAGACAAAACAUAUAUUAUUCUAACACAAUAUGUCCAAAGCUACCAUUGUCCGAAGAACUUAGCGCAUAAACUCAAAGAGAAUUAAGCAAACAAACAGACAUUACCAUGGGAAUAGAUGGAGAGUAGGAUCUGAAUCGCUGUCUUCUCCCAGGGGAAAGCUGCCACUGGGAAGAGCAAGAGGUCGUAGAAGAAGAGGAUCGCCGAUUAAAGUUGGGGUUUUUCGAUCUGAGCAGCGACGGAGCUUGAGAAGGACAAAGUAGAGAUGGUGUAAGAGGCAGAAGGAGCCUCAGAGUCAGAGGUAGACACGAACUCAUCUAUCUAUCCUAACACUGUCUUUUCGAUGGAUUUCAAAGUCCUCUUCUUUCAAAGCAAUCAAUCAAUAGCAUUGAUAGUACUACGUAGUAGAUAAGCUUACACGUUCAACAGAAUCAAGAGCGCUCUACUCUUCACAUCCUUCAUACGAUCAUCACCUUCGUGUUACUCGCCGGUCUUAUCGGAAGCGCUCUACCGACGACGCGUUCUUCCUCUGCUCCACCGCAAGCGCCAAAAGCCGAUCGGUGGCCGCAGUGGCUGAUUACUCAGCGACACCGAUCCAGCUCCAAGCCAUCGUCCACUACGCGACCUCCACCAUAACCCCACAACAAAACAUCCACGAGAUCGCGAUCUCCUUCAGCGGUUACUUCACCGAAGCUCCGGGAAGAAUGGCGGCGAUUUACUCGGCGGCGGUUAUGGCUAGGAACAUGAAGAAAGCCUGGAGUCACUCACGUGUUCUUGCACGACGUUAACCGGAGCGACGGAGAAGAAUGAGGAAACAGAAGAGAGAAAAGAAAAACCCACUACGGACCGGUAAGACCAUCUUUAUUUUGUUUUGAUUUAAUUAAAUGGGUUAUUUUACUUAAAAACCCACUAAGGAUCCACCGAUAAACAUGGUCUUAGACCUUGUAAUGUGGGUAUUUGUAAAUUCAAUGAGCUUAGACUUUCUAAAUAAUGGAGUUAAUUUAUAGCCAAUUCAGUUAAAAGUUUAGAGCAUCAUUAGUGGUGUAGUCUCUUCAUAGAGUAUCUAGUGAAUUUAAUAAUUAUAUUGUUUUGCUAUAUAAUUAAAACUAAAUGAAAAAUAAAAGAAACCAUUCAUUUUAGGAAAAAUGAUUGCUAACUACAUGAAGUAUUGAUCAUCACAUGGCUAACCAUGCAAAGUAUACUAAUGUAUACCUAACUACACGAAGUAUAUGUUAUGCAUGAUAACAUUCCUCAAUUUAAUGAUGUUAUGUAAUUAACAUCACAAGUUUAAUUUCAUUCAUCCAAAAAGUGAUGUAGAUGUCAGAGACCGUUAAAUACCUCGUUUCAUCAAUUAAAAUAUGACCGAUCCGAUUGUAAUUUAACUGAAAUUAUAUUUUAACCCACGUUUUAAGAGCGUAACAAUUUUUUUAUAAAUAUCUAAUGUACAAAAUCAAUAUCUUUUAACAUUUUUUGAUAUGUAGUGUUUUAACAUUUUUAUUCUGGUGUAUUUGAAAACUAUAUAAUUAUAUUAUUUUUAUUUAUAUUAAAUAUGUAAGUUAUAUAAGAUAUUAUGUAAUUUUGUUUUUUUUUUAAUUAUUUUAAUAUGUUUUCUUAUGAACUUUUCAUAAAAUUUAUGUAAUUCAUUUGAUAAAUUGUGUGAUAUAUAUUUAUUUUUUAAAUUUUAAUUAUAAAAUAUAUUUGACGUCAAUUUAUUGACUCUAACAUUUUAUUUUCUCAAAACUUAUUUGAUGUCAACUUAAAUCAAAUAUAAUCUCACAUAUAUGAUUAUUAUAUAUGUACUUUUAAUAAUAAAAUAAUCUAAGAAUAAGUAUAUAAUAUGAAAGUUUUACUAAGUUUAAAUGAAUGCAAUUUAAUAUAAACAAAAUAAUGCAUUAAUUUAAUUAUGGAUGAAUUUAAUUAAUUGUAUAUCAAACAAAUAAGAUGUUGGAGUAAGUAAAUUGAUAUCAAACAACUUUUAUAAUAAAAAUUGAUCAAAUAAAUAUAUAUCACACAAUUAUUCAAAAGAAUUACACAUAUUUUAUUAAAAAUUAAUAACAAAACAGAUUAAGUAAUAAAAAUAAAAAUUAAAUAAUAUCAUGUAUAAAUUUUAUAUCUAAUAUAAAUAAACUAAUACAAUUAUAUAGUUUUCAAAUACACUAAAAAUAAAAAUUUCAAAACACUACUUAUCAAAAUUUUAUAAAACAUACUGAUUUAAUAAAUUAUAUUUUGUUAAAAAUAUUCUCACGCUUUUAAAAAGCGGAUCAAAAUCUAAUUUUUGUUUAAUUACCGUCAGGUACGCCAUAUUUUAAUUGAGAAAAUGGGACACUUAAACGGUCUUUGACAUAUAUAUCACUUUUUGGAUUAAUGAAAUUAAAAUCGUGAUGUUAACCACAUAACAUCAUUAAGUUGAGGGAUGUUGCCAUGCAUAACAUAUAUUUCAUGUAGUCUAGUAUACAUUAAUUUAGUUUGCAUGGCUAGUCAUGUGAUGGUCAAUACUUCGUGUAGCCAGCAAUCAUUUUUCCUUCAUUUUAUUGACACAUAGCAUUUUAGUCUCUGAUCAUUUGUGUUGAGUUGUUAAAGAAAAAAACUUUCUACUGCUUUCAUUUAUUUUUUUCAACCUUUUUUUAACAAUUUAAUGUUGAGAGAUAUUGGAAAAAACAUAUCGUUGCUCAUGCUCUUAGCUAAAUAUUGUAUUAAAACUAUUAUAUAUUGUAAAACAAAAUUGCGGAUUCAAAAUAUUCAAUAGAAAUUUUGGAAUGGAAUAACAUACAGAAUUUUGUUAAAAAAAAGGAAUAACAUACAGAACAACCAAAAAUUGAGAAUACAACAAUUUAAUGGAAUCAACAUAACUUGUAAUAUAAGCCAGAUAUUAAAGAACAAUCUAUUCAAAGCAUUAUAGUAUAUACUUCGAUAUUGCAGUUUGUUUUUGGUAAAAUGUUAAAUCCGAUAUUGCAAUUUUGUUUUUGGUUUUAUAUUUUGACGUUUUAUAUUUUGACGAGGUCAGUGCGUGUACUAGUUAAUUCAGUUGGGGAUUCAUGAAGUUCCAAUCUUAUGAGUUUGUAAACGUUUUUCAAUACAAAUUUUUAAUUAUAUGACGCAGCCGUUUAGCUAUAUGCACCGUCAAGGAAUUAAUAUAAUGCAUGAAAACGCUAGGUAAUGGACACGAACUCACAACUAUGAAUCAAAGUUAUUUUCAAAUCCUAAAAUCAUCGAAUGUACCCAGCAGACACAUUUUUUAAAGUUCGAAUUUGAUAGCAAAUCAUAAGAUAAUAACAGAAGGCAGAAAACAUUAAAAUAAAUAAAUUUGGUUAAAUCGCUCUGCCAACGAUGAAGACAUAUAUAUAAAAGCUUCUUGUAUUUCAAAAAUUGAAUGAAGCAGAAAAUUACGAAGGAAAAUACCAAAACUACGAGCAAUGGACUUUCCCUUUCGAGCUUACAAUACAAAGAGACGUAUACGUAGUUUCUUAUAAAUUUAAACCCCAUUAAGACGUAAGUCCGAUAAAUAAUUUAUUCAAAUUAUUAGGACGAGAAAAAAUAGAAUAAAUACGUAUUCAAACUUCAAGUUCAACGCGAUCUCUCUUAACUCAAAUAAACUUACGAAAGUGGACAAUGCUUUAAAUACGGCUGGACUAUCUUAUAGUCAUUGAACAUUACUACGUUGCACCUUUCUUUAUGAUUCGUUGUUAAAUACAGCAUGGAACAGAAUAGAUACUAGAAAACAAACAUUCACGUACUUUGAGUCAAGAGUUGCUGCGGUUCUGACAUCGUGUUAAAAACUACCCACACGUUGAACCAGUUAUAUAAUUUCUAAACCUAAAUAAAAAUUGUCUAAAAUUGUGUAAUAAACUGAGAAUAUUUGAUGUAAUUCAAUAAACAAAUAAUGGUAAAGAAGGAUGGGUUUGGUAUAAUCUGGAGUGACAAGACGUUGGUGUAAGGCUUAUUGAGGAAUGGGCUUUGAUUCUCCAUCAGAAGAAACGAAACAUCGUUACGUCAAUAUCUGAGCUACUCCCUCUUCAUAUCAAUCCAUGAUUUAGAGCAUCUUCAACCCUACUCCAUUUUUAACUCUAAACAUAAUUAUGCAGUAAAUCCAAAUAUCAUUAUGCAGUAAAAUAUUCUCCAAUCCCACUCCAUUUUCAACUCCAAAAUGGAGUAAUGGCUAGUGUUACUCUAUCUAUGGAGUAAUCUUACUCAUUACUCAAUUUUAGAGUUGAACUUUUUUUAUUUAUAAAAUAAUCCUUUAAAUUUUUAAAGUUUCUAUUUUUUACUUAAAUAAUAAUUAAAAUGAUACAAUAACAUGAAAACAGUAUAUUCCACAACAGAUUAUGUAAUAAUUUUAAAUAAAUGCAUAAAACAACAGAAACAUAAAUAAUUAAAAUAAAAAUAACAUAAAAUAA
Brassica rapa (field mustard) is the source of this 7084-nucleotide messenger RNA. Its product is annotated as oxysterol-binding protein-related protein 1C. The record is from RefSeq and is a predicted model, not a curated record. Gene Ontology annotation, cellular component: cytosol; membrane. Gene Ontology annotation, molecular function: sterol binding. NCBI's taxonomy places the organism in Eukaryota, Viridiplantae, Streptophyta, Magnoliopsida, Brassicales, Brassicaceae.